Mytilus trossulus (common blue mussel) is the source of this 6417-nucleotide messenger RNA. Its product is annotated as hemicentin-1-like. The coding region runs from base 1 to 6417 and encodes 2138 amino acids. Lineage: Eukaryota; Metazoa; Mollusca; Bivalvia; Mytilida; Mytilidae. The transcript has 26 exons. The record is from RefSeq and is a predicted model, not a curated record.
AUGGGUAAUUCUUGGAACCCCCUUCACAUCAUCUUAUUGAGUGGAGGCCUACACCUACCUACAAGUGGGACAUUAAUAACUGGAGCAUUGAAUGUUCAGGCUGUUGAUCAUACUUCUAGUGAAGAGAAUGUGAUAAGGACUAUUUUUUGCGGAACACCUGCCAUUCUAAAUGUUUGUUCACAUGUUGUUAUUGUGUUCCGAAUCAGAUUCUGUGUAAGGCAUACUCCUGUACAUGAAGAUGGUAUAGUAUACGAGCAUAUGUCAACACCAUACGAUGGGAAAGAAGCUCCUGAUAUUCCAAUAAUCACUGGUCCGACGUUUAUACUUGAUGGUAACUCUGUAACGUUAACAUGUACAUCAACAGGUGGCAAUCCUGCACCCACAGUAUAUUGGUACCGUGUAAAUAAGUUGUUAGAUAAUUCAUACAACACUACUAAUGGAGUUACAACAAACACAUAUAACUUUGUUGCCAACGGAAGUCAUCACAUUGCUGUAUUUGAAUGUCGGGUUAAUAGUCCAGAUUUAGAGAGUUAUCUGAGCGCAACAUGGUACUUCCAAGUUUACAUCGAACCAAAUCAACCGACGUUGACUGGAUCUCAAUCUCUUUUAACUGGCACUACAUAUCAAUGGACGUGUAUAAGCACAGGAGGGAAUCCUUCGCCAACAAUUACUAUGAGGAUCGGCAACAGUCAAUUCAGUACUGGUAUCACACAAUCGUCAGUAAUACAGUCAGAUAAUACCCAUACUGUUACCUCAUCACUGUCAUGGACACCAAGUAUCAGUAACAAUGGUCAGACACUUUAUUGUGAUGUACAACAUCAUGAAACACGGGGAAAUAGCCUCCAGACAGUCAGUCUUCAAUUAACAGUUAUUGACCCGUUAUCAGUGAAUGCCCCUCAAACACUGUAUCAAAAUAAUGUUGGCACUCUUGUUGUCUUGACCUGCCAAGUUAUCGGAACAGCAACAUAUAUCUCUUGGUACUUUAACAAUCAAGUGCUUAAUAUUGCUUCUUCUUCGAAAUAUUCCAACGGCAAUACCAUCAACCCAUCAUUGACUAUAUCAAACGUGGCUUUGGCUGAUGGGGGACAAUAUUACUGUCAGGCAACCAAUGGAUUAACCACAGCCAACUCCAAUACUAUAACAUUAACAGUUCUAGCACGCAUACCAGUAGUAACAGUUUCUCAGCCGACCUACUCAGAAACUACCGGACAGUCUGUUACCUUACAAUGUACAGUCUCCUCACCAGAUAGCACUCUUCAGUCUGUAUCGUGGAUUUUUAAUAACGGUGCAUCUUCCAAUAUAAUAACACAAUUCAGCAAUACAACAAAAUAUAGAGGAAUAACAACUAUCGUGCCGUCUCUCACCAUAUUGAAUCUAUCAUCAACAGAUAUCGGAACAUAUACAUGCACAGCAACAAACGCUAUAGGAACAGGACGUAGCAGUGUAACCACACUCAGUGUUACAGGAAGUAUACCAACUGUUAAUAUUCAACAGUCGUCAUAUAAUAUAAACUAUGGUAGUUCUAUUGUCGUUGUAUGUUCCGUCACAGCAAAUCCAACUCAUACAACAGUAUACUGGCGAAAGAUAAAGAAUGGCGUUACCACAGAUUUAAAUGUAGUUAACAGUAACAACAAGUACAGUGGUUCAACAGUCAGUAACCCGUCUCUACAGAUAAAUAACGUGGAUUUUAAUGACGAAGCCUAUUAUGUUUGCUUAGCUUCCAAUAGUGUUGGUUCAGGACAAAGUUCGCAAACUUUCCUAGAUGUCAUUGGAAACUUACUUACUGUUACCGUUCCUCAGUCAUCCUACAGUGUUUUGAUUGGUCAACAGGUAACCAUACCUUGUACUGUUACCGGGACUCCUAUUCAGACUAACCUGUUCUGGAGAAAGGUGGUAAAUGGUGUUCCAACUAACGUAGAUAUAAAUGGUAACAGUAGAUAUUCUGGAGGUACCACCUCAAGUCCAUCGUUGACAAUAACCAACACUCAGCGAUUAGAUGAGGGAACUUACGUGUGCUAUGCUUCAAACACUAUUGGGACAUCAAACAGUCAAAAUACAUUUCUAGACGUUACUGGAGGGGUCCCAAUAGUACAAGUUAGCUUUCUUAGGUACCAAAUUAACUUUGGUAGUUCGAUAGCUCUUGGAUGUUCAGUUGUUUCAAACCCUGCCCACUUACAAGUUUACUGGCGGAAGACUUUAGGUGGAACAACAUCAAAUAUCGACGUCACCAAUAGUGGCGGGAAAUAUUCUGGUUCCACACUUCUCAUUUCAUCUCUGACUAUCAACAAUGCUGCAUUAAGUGAUGAAGCAAACUACACAUGUUAUGCCACAAACAUUGUGGGAACUGGACAGAGUGCAACUACCUCAUUAGAUGUUGUCGGUAACUUACUAACUGUUACCAUUCCACAAUCAGCAUACAGUGUUUUGAUCGGUCAACAGGUAACCAUACCUUGUAAUGUUACCGGAACUCCUAUUCAGACUAACGUGUUCUGGAGAAAAGUGGUCAAUGGUGUUCAAACUAACGUAGAUAUAAAUGGUAACAGUAGAUAUUCUGGAGGUACCACCUCAAGUCCAUCGUUGACAAUAACCAACACUCAGAGAUCAGAUGAGGGAAUAUACUUGUGCUAUGCUUCAAACAAUAUUGGGACAUCAAACAGUCAAAAUACAUUUCUAGACGCUACUGGGGAUAUACCAACUGUUAAUAUACAACCAUCGUUAUAUAAUGUCAAUUAUGGUAGUUCUGUUGUCCUUGUAUGUUCCGUCACAGCAGAUCCAGAACAUACAAGAGUUUCAUGGCGAAAGAUAAAGAAUGGCGUUACUACAGAUAUAAAUGAAGUUAACAGUAACAACAAGUACAGUGGUUCCACGGUCAAUAACCCGUCUCUACAAAUAAAUAACGUCAAUUUUAAUGACGAAGGACAUUAUGUUUGCUUUGCUUACAAUAGUGUUGGCAUCGGACAAAGCACACAAACGUUCCUCGAUGUCUUUGGAGAUAUUCCCGUGGUUACUUUACCUUCCAACGUCUAUUCGGUACCGCUUAGCGGUACAGUCACAUUGCAAUGUACAGUUACCUCUAACCCAUCCCAUACCUCUGUCACGUGGCAAAGGAUCGUUAGCGGCGUACUCACUACAGUUACAGUUGAUGGAUCCAGAAUAAUUGGUAGCACUGUCAGUACACCAUCUCUUACUAUCAGUAAUGCUGUAUCUGGUGACGAGGGAAAUUAUAUCUGUACUGCUACCAAUAUUGUGGGAACCGGAUCCAGUCAACAGACAUUCUUAGACGUCACAGGUGACAUUCCUACAGUUAUUGUUGGUCAGAAUCUAUACUACGGUAACUACGGACAAACUGUUACAAUGAUAUGUACAGUACAAGCUAAUCCAACAGAAACAAGUGUUUACUGGAGAAAACUAAUAAACGGACAGAUGACAAGUAUAGAUAUGAACAAUGUGCGAUAUACAGGUUCGACUGUAGGUUCACCCUCACUAUCCAUCAGUGUUUUGGAGUUGUCUGAUGAAGGAUACUACCAAUGUUAUGCCCAGAAUAUCGUGGGUACCGGAGGAAGUCAACAGAUAUUUUUAGAUGUUAUUGGAACAAGACCAGUGGUUACCAUUCCCCAUUCGCAGUAUAGUGUUACUGUUGGUUUUUCCGUUACCAUGGUUUGUACCGUAUCAUCCAAUCCUCUUCAUACCUCAGUUUAUUGGCAAAAAGUUGUAAAUGGGGUAUCGACGAACAUCAAUCUCUCUCAGACGAAUAAAUACUCGGGAUCUACGAUCUCAUCACCAUCUUUGAUUGUGUUGAAUGCUGUAAUUGCUGAUGAAGGAUAUUACACGUGUAAUGCACAGAAUAGUUUUGGCACAGGUACCAGUUUACAGACCUUUCUGGAUAUUUUUGGAAGUGUUCCUGUAGUUACAGUACUAUCAAACAUUUACUCUGUUAAUGUGGGAAACUCCAUCACAUUACAGUGUACUAUAAGUGCUAAUCCAUCAGCGACAAGUGUCACGUGGCAGCGAUACAUCAAUAAUGUAGCAACGAAUAUUAACAUGUCUAGUGGUCGUUACGGCGGAAGUUCUGUAGGGUCACCUUCUCUGGUCAUACGUAAUACGGUUUCGUCAGACGAGGGGUUCUAUAUAUGUACAGCUACGAACAGUGUUGGAUCUGGACAAAGUCAACAAAUAUUCUUUGAUGUUAUAGGAAACAUACCUGUUGUUAUAACGCAUACAACAUCCUAUAGAGUAAAUAUUGGUGCUUCUGUUACCUUAACAUGUACCGUGACAGCUAAUCCACAGCACACUAGCGUCUACUGGCAGUAUAUAUCUGGUGGUUCAUCUACAAAUGUGAACAUAGGUGGAAGAUUCAGCGGAUCAUCCAUUAGCUCCCCAUCCCUGACCAUAUCCAAUGCACAGUUAUCAGACCAGGGAACAUAUGUUUGCUUUGCUACAAACAGCGUUGGAACAGGACAGAGUACCCAAGUUGUAAUGGUUGUUACUGGCAAUGUUCCUAGUGUAAGCCUCACUCAGACAUCUUUUACUGGUAACUUUGGAGAUACAAUUACAAUUGGUUGUACUUUAUCUGCUAAUCCCGGUGUUACCUCUGUUUACUGGCAGAAAGUUUCAGGAAGUAUAACUUCAACUGUAGACAUGUCUAACUCCAGAUAUACUGGAUCAUCUGUCAGUACACCAUCCCUAACCAUAACUAAUCUCAAUAGUAAUGAUGCUGGGAAUUAUAUAUGUUUAGCAGCUAAUUCUGUUGGAACUGGACAGAGUAUACAAGGGCCUUUAACGGUUAUUGGAAAUGCACCUACAUCCAUGGCCAUUAGUCCCAGUCCAAUAACUGCAAAUGAAGGCCAGACAAUAACGGCAACAUGUACAGCCCUAGGCAGUCCAACGAUAACAUACACCUGGUUUAAGAGCAAUACCAAUACACAGUUGUCAACAGGCUCUGUCCUUCAGAUCGCAUCCCCGACACGGACAGAUGCUGGAACGUACCAAUGUAGGGCUUCCAACACCUAUGGAAAUGCUGACGCAGUGGUAACUUUCGAUGUUCAGUAUAUGCCAGAUGUUACUAUCACACAGCCGUCUCAAGGAUUUCGAGGACAGGUUGUUACAAUACAAUGCUUCUACGUUUCUAACCCUGUAGCUACUAAUAUUAUAUGGAGUAAAGGAAACCAAGACAUUACAGUUGAUGGUAACAAAUACGUCGGUGGUACCUUGUCCAAUCCUAGUCUUACUAUCACUAACCUAGCUUCUUCUGAUCAAGGAUUAUACAGAUGUUCAGUAGUGAACUCCGUUGGACAAGGAGAUUCAUCAUAUGUCACUCUUUCGGUUGAUACAUCAAUUGCAUCAUCGUAUAUACGAAUAGUACCAGCAGCUGUUGUAGUACAAGAGGGUCAAAGUUUCACCCUGACUUGUGAGGCUGAUGGUGAUCCUGUCCCUACGUUCAACUGGUAUCAUAAAGACGUUAUGAUACAUGAAGGUGCUGUCCUUACCAUUAUCAAUUCCCUUUAUACUGAACAUGAUGGUUCGAUUAUGUGUAAAGCUACCAAUAGUAAAGGAAACAGAGAGACAGGAGUAGAUGUUGAUGUGCGAUAUAUACCAGUAAGCAUUGUAACACAGACAAGCAUAUCACAAAUAGUUGGAAAUCCUCUUCGUUUAAGCUGUGAUACACAUGCUAAUCCAUCAGCUACCGCAUGGCAAUGGUUUUACAAUGGUAAUUCCUUAUCGUCUUCCAGCAAAGUCCUGGUUAUAAAUACAGAUUCCACUAGUGCAACUGGAGCAUAUACAUGUAGAGCUACAAACAGCAUUGGAACAUCACGUAACAUUACAUUCAACGUUGCUAUUGUAUCAGGGACCGUUGCUGGACCUGAUGCAGCAGUUAUAUUUAGUGACUCGUCGAAGUUGUCUAUUGGAGAAAUAGUCGCAAUCGUCUUAUCUAUUCUAAUUUUGAUACUGUUUUUCAUCGUUGUAUGCUGUUGUUGCAAAGGUUAUUGUGCUCCCUUGUGUGGUAGAAAGAAAGUUAAAGUUACUCCACAAGAGGCUCAUAAGAGAGUCGAGAAACAAUUGUACAACAACGAGCCACCACCGGGAUCGGUUUUUUAUCUCCAUAAAAUACAAAUACCCAAAUUGUACGAGAUUACAAGACAGUCUGAUGAAUACGAUAUUACUAAGUUCAUAUACAUAACGCCUGGAGAUGAUGAACAACUUCUGACAUUAGAUUAUGCCAAAGACAACCCGUCUGUAUCAGCUACUAGAACACGUCAACAAUACUAUCUGACCGAUGUUGAGUAUACAAAUGAUAAGGAUGUUAAACCCAAACGACAAAAGGAAAGAGGAAGAAAACAUUACGAACGUCUUCACGAUGAAGAAUUGCUUGACAACGAAAUUUUCGUAGAAGAAAGAAGAGAAAUUGUGAGGGGUUAG